This is a messenger RNA of Motacilla alba alba, 2012 nucleotides long. It is a transcript of the gene TMEM150A, whose product is annotated as transmembrane protein 150A. NCBI's taxonomy places the organism in Eukaryota, Metazoa, Chordata, Aves, Passeriformes, Motacillidae. The record is from RefSeq and is a predicted model, not a curated record. The transcript is spliced from 8 exons. Bases 340 to 1929 code for a protein of 529 amino acids.
GUUCGGCCAAGCUGCGCAGAAGGCAGCCCGGCGGGGCUUGUGCUUCUUGCCUGUGGCCGUGGAGUGAUCCGAGCCCUGCCAAGGCUGCUGGAGGCGGCAGCCCCGGCACAGCGGGCACCGCUCCCACUGUCCAUGUGGUGUGGAGGCUGCUGGGAGAGGGAGGGCCAGGCUUUCUGCCGGCCGGCGGACAGGAAUGCCCGGGGCAGCUUUGGGAGCACAACCGGCUCGGGUGCUAACUUCUGGAGUGCAGCUCUUGCCCCCAGCUGAUGGGCUGAACCGCGAGGAGAGACCCUGGGCCCGUGAGGAGGCUGCUUGGGGCACGAGUCAACGCAGAGGACGAUGAGCUGCCCCGAGACUACAAGUCCCAGUGUGCAGUACUGCUCCUGCGGUUGUGUAACCCUGGCCCGGGGAGGCGGUGGGCAGCCAGGCCUGCUCCCACACAGGCCCGGGUCAGAGCUGUCCCCGGGCAGCUCGUCUCUGCAGAGGGAAAGUCUGGCUCACUGCCCUUCGGGCCACGCUCACAGGAGCCACGCUUUUGCGGAUGUGGGCCCCGGGCCGGUGUUCGGGCAGAGACAGCAUCACCUGGAGCGGAGCGGGGUGAGGCCCCAGGCCUGCAGCCGGCUGUCGAUGCCCGAGUCAGCCUCGGCAAAAGCCGUUCGGGUCCCCGGCUCCCGGGAGGAGCGUUCGCUGCUGAGCUGUGCCUGCCCUCCCCUGCGCUCCAGGGGAGCCUGUCCCUCGCUGCGGCUCAGCCGAGCGCGCUGUGGGGCCGCCCGCCUCGCGGAGCCCGGCGUUGCCGGCUCCGUGCCGUCCUGCUCCCGGGCUGCCCUCCCCAGCACCGACCUGCUCCCCGGGCCGGCAGCGCGGGCGCCACGUGGCACCGGAGGCCGCGCCGGCCCGUCCCGCUCCCCGCUGCCGCCGGACGGGGCGGGCCCGGCCCCGCCGCCGAGCGGGACCCGCGCUGCCCCGGGGCGGGGCCGGCCUGGGCUGUCCCGGCGCCGCUCCGCACGGCCGGACCCGCUCCGCCCGCAGCCCGGCCCCGGCCCCGUUGCCCAUGGGGAGCGCGGCCCGGCGGCGGCCCGGCGGCCCCGCUCGCCCAUAGCCCGGCGGGGCAUGCCAGGCCCCAGGAUGCCGGCCUGGGGGAUCCUGCCCGUCACGCUGCCUGCCUUCACCAUCACCGGCAUGUGGAUCGUAUAUGCCAUGGCACUGUCCAACAACCACAUCUGCCCUGUCCACAACUGGAGUUACAACCAGUCAUGUGACAUGGACGGCCCCAGCUCCUGCUGCACGCUGGAUCACAUCCCCCUCGUCAGCAAGUGCGGCACCCUGCCUCCUGAGAGCUGCUUCUUCAGCCUCAUCUGCAGCCUGGGCUCCUUCAUGGUCAUCCUGGUGGGACUGCUGCGCUAUGCCCACCUCCUGGAGCGCCUGGGGCCGUCCCUCCUCAACACCCUGGGGCUGGCCACUGGCUGGGUCUGCGCUGCUGGCCUCACCAUGGUUGGCAACUUUCAGGUGGAUCACGCCAAGGUGCUACACUACAUUGGGGCAGGGGUGGCCUUUCCCACCAGCAUGCUGUUCCUGCUCCUGCAGUCCAUCCUCACCUACCGCAUGGCUAAAACCCGAGGACAGUACUGGACUGGCCACUUACGUAGCAUCCUCACCACUGUGGCCUUCUUCACGCUCGUCUUCAGUGGCGUGUUCUUCAUCCAGGAGAGCUUUGUGCUACAGCACGUGGCUGCCUUGUGUGAGUGGAUGUUCAUCAUUGAUGUCCUGGUUUUCUACGGCACAUUCACCUUUGAGUUUGGGGCCAUCUCCACAGACACCUUCCUGGUCCUGCUGAAAGCCAGCCGGGCCCCCAAAAGUUACAAAGGCGAGAGCAGCCUGUCCAGUACGGCCCACAUCCACAGCCAUGUGGAGGGCCUGGCUAUGGCCUGACCCCCACAGGAGGCAGCCCAUAGUGGAGACCCCAAAUUGGGCUCUGCCAGUGACUCCCCACCUUGAAUAUCUCUGAAAGCCCC